CGAAGUUUCUCGAAGGUUCCCGAAACUGCCGAUCGGCCCAAACGGUCCGGGGAAGCCGGAAGAGGCGGCCACUUCCUUCCUUGUCAGUCAUUCCGCCUGUCUUCAUCAGAAGCGACCGGCGUUUCUCCUUCAUCGGACAUGGAGCUGCUCUGCUACAACCGGGGAUGCGGCCAGCGCUUCGACCCGGCCACCAACACGGAAGAAUCAUGCAUAUAUCACCCAGGCGUACCUGUUUUUCACGACGCUCUUAAAGGCUGGUCAUGCUGUAAAAGAAGAACAACAGACUUUUCUGAUUUCUUAAGCAUUAAGGGUUGCACCAAGGGCUUCCAUAAUAGUGAGAAACCCCCUGAACCAGUCAAACCUGAAGUGAAAACUACGUCUGAACGAAAAGAAUUAGCUGAUCUGAAACCUAAAUUUCAAGAGCACAUAAUUCAAGCACCAAAGCCAGUAGAAGCAAUUCAAAGACCAAGUUCUGAUGAACCAAUGAGCUGCUUGCAGUUAAAAGUAUCAGCGUCCUUGAAACAAUCGUUAGAAAAGCUAAAACUAUCAUUGGAAAAUGAAAUUAAAAAAGAAGAUGAUAGCGAUGAGAUAAAGAUUGGGACUCCAUGCAAAAAUGCAGGCUGUUCAAAGACAUUUGAAGGACCAGGCAGCAUGGAAGACGCAUGUAUCUAUCAUGCUGGUGUGCCUAUAUUCCAUGAAGGGAUGAAGUAUUGGAGUUGCUGUAAGAGGAAAACAUCAGACUUCAAUACUUUUUUGGCUCAAGAGGGCUGCACAACGGGAACACACCUAUGGAUUAAGAAGGAUGCCGGGAAGAAGGUGGUGCCGUGCAGACAUGACUGGCAUCAAACUAGCCGUGAAGUAAUAAUUUCUAUCUAUGCAAAGAAUUCCAUUCCUGAACUGAGCCGGGUAGAGGCAAACAGUACAUUACUAAAUAUCCAUAUUGUGUUUGAAGGUGAUAAGGUGUUCAAUCAAAAUCUGAAUUUAUGGGGUGUGAUUGAUGUGAAAAGGAGCUACGUAAAUAUGACGGCUACAAAGAUCGAGCUCGCCAUGAGGAAAGCGGAGCCCAUGUUAUGGGCAGGCUUGGAACUCCCAGCAUCCAAAUUGCAGCACAAAGAGCCUCAAAACAUUGUAGAACAAGCUUGAAAUCGGAAAGUUUGCUGGUUCCGUGUGCCUGGUGAAAUGGUGACUUGGCAUUUUAAGACAAAAUCAAUUUUGUAGGCAGCCACUUUAAAAAAAAAAAGAAAAGAAAUCCAUUCCAGCUCGAGCGUGUGUAGUGCAUGGCUUUCAAGCAGUAGGGCAGACCACUGGUUUUGUUGUACCGGCUCCUUAAUUUGCCCAAUGUCGACUUGAUGCUUGCAAACCCUCAGAAUUUCCUCUGCCAUCGUUUUAUAAAGGGAGUGUGUGUUCUCCCUGGCCCAAGCUCUAAAUAAUCAUCUCGAACAUCCCCCGGGAAGCAGCCUCUCAUAUAUUGAAAAUCCAAGUUGAAUUUUCAUUGGUAGUUGGAUGCUUGCAAGAUUGUUUCUCAGUCUGUAGCAAGGAGAGCGCAAGGGGUUAUUGCUGCAUUUCUGUAUCGUCUUUUUUUAUGUCAUGAAAUGCAGAAAUAAAACGGUAGAAGUUUUAGACUUGCCUGCGCAAAGAAGUUGGUAAUCUUUUUUUUUAUUAUUAUUAUUCCUUGGAAUUCAGGAAAUAUAUUGCCCGUGAACUGCUAGGCUACCUCUGUGCACUUAUUCAGAAAGCCAAGGCUUUCCAAGACAAAAAGCAGGCACUGGGAAUUUUAGGUCCGUUUCGUUGUGUUUCUCUUAAGCCUUGUCCUCAUCCAGAGGGGAAAUAGCACAGGCAAAAUGUCCACUAUGGGCACAUCGGAUUUUUGGUGGCUAUGCUUUUCUGAUCAGUUUUUCCAUCUCCUUUGUGGUAAAGCAAUGAAGGCCACUCGGUUUAUACUUUCAGUUUGCUACCUUUUUGCCAAAAGUGUAGGGAAAGUUGGGAGGGCUGAAAUACAUGCCACAAGUGCAGAAUGGUCAACUUCAAGCAAAACAAGGGUCUUUGUGCAAAUUGUGAAUUGUGUUGCAGUAUGUUACUGUAUUUUUAUAUACUUGAAGAUGGCAAAACUACUAUAGAGGCAGAACGACUCAUUGGCAUCGCUCAAGUCAUAAGUGAUUGCACGAAAAAAGGGGGGCCUUUUUUAAAAGCACGUGUUACUUGUAUCUAUAAUACUAUUUUUUUUAAAAAAAAAAAGUUUUAAUCCGGAAAUUGUUGGAGGUAAAUAAAGCAGCCUUUUGUGAUUGCAAUUCUUAAUAAGUGUUUAAGACAGUUUAAACUGAAUUUUCUAAGAAAAGAUAACUCUAGAACAAGGGGCCCCACUCCCCCAGUCUGCAGCCUGUUGGGAACUUGGCCCGCAAGCAGCACAUGAAGUGCCCACAAGAAGCUGCAUUGGUGCAAGUGGCAUGCACAACACAUGAAACUCUCCCCACCUUGCCACCGCUGGUCCACAAAGCAAGAAAUGUUGGGAACGCUGCUCUAGAAGGUAGACAUUAAUAAACCAUACAACUUCAGAAUCUGCUUCUUCUGUCCUUUGUGCUCCAAUUAGCUUUGGAGCAUCUGCUUUUCUGAUCUGGAUGGUCUGCUUCUUUGAAUUUCUGCCUAAAAGCUACCACGCUGUACCCCAAUCACCCUUGAAUGCAAGUUUCCUGCAUUCAGGGGUCUGGAGAAGCCAUUCAGUGAGUGACAGACCCUGCCAGCAACUUCUGCUAUACCCAGCAGAUUCUUUUGGUGAUUAUAGAUAUUUCCUGUGGCUUGACCUUUGAGCAAGACUGCAAAUUGCAUAAAGACAAGUCAAGCAGAAUUUUAAUUGCAGACAAAGUAGAGCAGACACUUCUGAUAUUUGAAAGCAAAAAGAAAAUUGCUCUUUAAGAGCUAAGCCAUGGUUUAAAAUAACAUGUAAAAAUUGGCGGAGAACGUGCAACAAAUCCAAGUUGAUCCUAAUUGUCUACUUAAAAGUUUCUGGAGAGUAAUUUUCCAACAAGAGGUCAAUUUAGUCUCAGAAUAGCAAAUGGUUGCUCUUCAUUAACAAUGUAUUUUUACUUCCCAGCAUUGUCAUGUUUCAUUAGCAUGACACUUGGAUCCAGUUCAUAUUGCUCACCAGUUUGUUCAAAUGGCGCUAGCAAGACUUGAAUCCAAUAGCUGCAGGCGCCUUUGGAGAACAG
This is a messenger RNA of Notechis scutatus (mainland tiger snake), 3203 nucleotides long. RefSeq names its product cysteine and histidine rich domain containing 1 (gene CHORDC1). NCBI's taxonomy places the organism in Eukaryota, Metazoa, Chordata, Lepidosauria, Squamata, Elapidae. The record is from RefSeq and is a predicted model, not a curated record.